Malus domestica (apple) is the source of this 536-nucleotide messenger RNA. RefSeq lists its product as uncharacterized. The record is from RefSeq and is a predicted model, not a curated record. NCBI's taxonomy places the organism in Eukaryota, Viridiplantae, Streptophyta, Magnoliopsida, Rosales, Rosaceae.
GUUUGCCUCAAAUGGUGGGAGGGGAUUGAUUGGAUUCUCAGAUGCAAAGGCAACUGUAGCAGAAGAGAGAUGGCAAUGCCAUGGGGCGUGACUGUUUGGAUGGCGAAGAUGGUGUGGUUGGCUCUCACCGGCUGGGUUUCGUCUUGCUUGGCCGUUGCCGAUGAAGUCGCCGGCUCCCUUAGAACAGGAGAUAUUGGCCCUUUUCAUGUCGGCUGAUUGAUUCUGCACCACUCCAAGCACCAUAGCUCUCUGAUGACGGUGAAAGGACUCUGGAUGCAUGGCCUGGACAUCCAGAGCUGCUAAGUUUAUUUUGUGAAUACUGAGUAGAUUUUUUUAUCAAUGGAAUUGUGAUCCGUCGUUUGAUAUUAAAUACAAAUUCAUAGUUAGGAUUUCCUUUCUACUUGAGAGUUGUAUUGGGGUUUGUUUUUGGUACUGGAAAGUUGUAAUUUUCUCAUAUUUUUUUGGAAAUCACUUGGAUUGUUGGGUGCUAUGCUUUAAAACCAAGUCUCGUCGUGGUGGGACCAACAUUUUUCUUC